Larimichthys crocea (large yellow croaker) is the source of this 1898-nucleotide messenger RNA. It is a transcript of the gene insig2, whose product is annotated as insulin induced gene 2. The transcript has 7 exons. Gene Ontology annotation, cellular component: SREBP-SCAP-Insig complex; endoplasmic reticulum. NCBI's taxonomy places the organism in Eukaryota, Metazoa, Chordata, Actinopteri, Sciaenidae. The coding region runs from base 244 to 975 and encodes 243 amino acids. The record is from RefSeq and is a predicted model, not a curated record. Gene Ontology annotation, biological process: SREBP-SCAP complex retention in endoplasmic reticulum; cholesterol biosynthetic process; cellular response to insulin stimulus.
GCUUUGUGUAACGCGGUGACGUCACGUUCAUUCAGCUCAGACAGCCGGAAGUAGCGUCAACGGGGCGCGAGGCUAAUUAACGUUUCUCUGUGUUUGAGUUGUUAAUUAAUCAAUUAAUUAGUUCUUAUCGAGUCAUUUCAAUGCUCGCUUUGAUCCACCGCACCUGACUGACGUCAUCAGCUCGCUGUGGGAUGUCCGGGCUCGUCGCACGCCGUCCUUCGUUGUCCUGACCGCGGCUCAUGAAUGUCCCUGACGCUGACGGCCAUGAGUGACAGCAGCACAGCGGCCGGCGGCCAGCAGCAGUGGGCGGGGUCCGGCCAGACGCCGCGGCCCCCCCGGGGUCCUUACAUCUCAGCCAUCACCAACAGGACCACCAACCUGCUGAUCCGAGGGGCCAUGCUGUUCUCGGUGGGCGUCUUCCUCGCGCUGGUGCUGAACUUACUUCAGGUGCAGAGGAACGUCACGCUCUUCCCCCCCGACGUCAUCAGCAGCAUCUUCUCCUCCGCCUGGUGGGUGCCGCCCUGCUGUGGCACCGCCUCAGCGCUGAUUGGACUCUUGUACCCGUGCAUCGACAGCCGGCUGGGCGAGCCGCACAAGUUCAAGCGGGAGUGGUCGAGCGUGAUGCGCUGCGUGGCCGUGUUCGUGGGCAUCAACCACGCCAGCGCCAAGGUGGACUUUGCCAACAACGUCCAGCUGUCUCUGACUCUGGCGGCGCUCUCCAUCGGCCUGUGGUGGACCUUCGACCGCUCACGCAGCGGCUUCGGCCUCGGAGUCAGCAUCGCCCUGCUGGCCACGCUGGCCACGCAGCUGCUCGUCUACAACGGAGUCUUUCAGUACACGUCUCCAGACUUCCUGUAUAUCCGCUCCUGGCUGCCGUGCAUCUUCUUCGCCGGAGUGAUCACCAUGGGAAACAUCGGACGGCAGCUCGCCAUGUAUGAGUAUAAGUUCCUGCAGGAGAAGACUCAUCAGGACUGAGACCUCGUGGCUCCACCAGUCUUCAGCUCGGAGGCGUAGACCAGGUCCGACCCGGACCACCGGCCGCCUGGUGCUUCUUCACAGACAGUAUUUCUGAUUGGCCGAGAGCUCGAGGCGUGACCGCCGACUGAACACUGAGAGUUUGAUUUCCUGUUUUCUUCUCGACUUUCCUGGAAAAGGACGGCGGCGGCGUCUGUCGAUCCUCGGAUCAGCUCCAGCGUCAUUCGGCUCGGCGGUGCCAAACAGAACCAGGACCAGAUUGAAGUGUUCGUCACACACUAAUGAUGAUGAUGAUGAUGAAGGCUGUGAGGACAUCACAUGAUCAGAGAUCAGCUGUUUAUGUAAAGACAAACGACCUCACUUCCUGUCUCCAUGGUGACGCGUACAGACUGUACGAUCCAUGUAACUGUGUUAGCAUCAUUAGCAUCAUUAGCAUGAGUGUGACCAAACAACCCGAGAUCUGCACGCGUUUCUGUUAGCUAACGGGAGCUAACGAAAGCUAACGGAAGCUAACGGGAGCUAACGAAAGCUAACGGGAGCUAACGGAAGCUAACGGGAGCUAGCAAACAGAGGCUAAGGGGAGCUAACAAGAGCUAACAGGUGCUAACGUGAGAUAAUGGGAGUUAGCUAACAGGAGCUCCCGUUAGGUUCCGUUAGCUAGCUAACAGGAGCUAACCGUUAGCAUCAGUUCAGCAGUGUUAAAGUCUGCAGAGUAAAAACACGUUAGCGUUCUGAACGAACAAACUUUCAAACAGUGUUUUUGUUUUGUUCCAGCACAGACGACUUAAAGGUUGUUUUAGCGUUAGCAUGUUUUCUAUGGUUCAUCAGGAUCGGUGUCCUUCAGGAUGAACCGCUCACUGAACAAACCUGAAACCUGAAGAACAUUUUGUUUUGGUGGAAUAAAGAUCACGACCUUUUGCUAA